Messenger RNA from Dentiscutata erythropus, 1206 nucleotides. NCBI's taxonomy places the organism in Eukaryota, Fungi, Glomeromycota, Glomeromycetes, Diversisporales, Gigasporaceae. The record is from the annotation of a GenBank genome assembly.
AUGGAAAACCCAGCGGUAACACGUUUUAGGCAAUACUUGCGUAUUAAGACUGUUCAACCAAACCCUGAUUAUGAGUCUUGCACUCGAUUCUUAUUGGAGCAAGCAAAAGAAAUAGGUUUAAAAGCUAACGUUUUCGAGUAUGUAAAAGGAAAACCGGUAGUAUUAUUGACAUGGGAAGGUCGUGAUCCGAACCUUCCUUCAUUACUUUUAAAUUCUCAUACAGACGUCGUUCCUGUUUUCGAGGAAAAAUGGAGUUGUAACCCAUUUGAUGCUUGUAAACUUGACAAUGGUGAUAUUGUUGCUAGAGGUUCUCAGGACAUGAAAUGCGUUGGUGCAAGUUAUCUUGAAGCUAUUAGAUGUCUUAAGAAUCAAGAUAAACAACCAUGUCGAACAAUUCAUCUUUCUUUUGUUCCUGAUGAAGAAAUUGGUGGUGAAGAUGGAAUGAAACAUUUCGUUGAAUCAAAUGAUUUUAAAAAGUUAAAUGUUGGAUUUGCUUUAGAUGAAGGAAUUGCAAACCCUAAUGAUGCUUUGAGAGUUUUUUACGGUGAACGAACAUGUUGGUGGAUUAAUGUUAAAACAAAAGGGAACACUGGGCACGGAUCACAAUUCAUCAAAGAUACCGCUCUUUCAAAAAUGAAUCGUAUUAUCAACAGGUUUAUGGAAUUUCGCACAUCCCAAGAACAGCAAUUGGAUAUUUGUGUAAAUUCAAAUGGAACAAGAUAUAAACUUGGAGAAGUGACUACUGUUAAUCUUACAAUGUUAAAUGCUGGUGUUCAACAUAAUGUUAUUCCAGAAGAAGCCACUGCUGGUUUUGAUAUUAGAGUCUCUCCAAAAGUUAAUUUGGCUGCAUUUAAAAAUAUGAUAGAAGGAUUUAUACUUUCUGAGCCAGAUUCUACAAUGGAAUUUGUACAACAUAACGAAGAGGCGGGCUGUACGCCAUUAGAUGAAAGUAAUAUUUGGUGGGUUGUGUUUCGUGAUUUCUGUAAAGGACGUAAUAUUGCUAUUGAACCAGAAAUUUUUCCUGCUGCUACCGACUCACGUUAUCUACGUAGCAUUGGAAUUCCAGCAUUAGGUGUUUCUUACAUCAAAAAUACUCCAAUUUUGCUACAUGAUCAUGAUGAACGUUUAAAUGAGAAUUUGUUUAUUGAAGGCAUCGAAUUCUAUCAAGAAUUAAUCAACCACUUGGCAAAUAUCCAGGGGUCUUAA